GACUACAUGCACAGCUGUGUGUGCUGCAGCCUUUGGCUAUGGAAGUAUCAGAGUUGUUUCUCAGCCAGACUCUCCGUGUCUCUUGUCUGAGAAAGGGAAGGACGAUGCAGAGAUGCUGCCCUUGACCUCCCUCUUGGUUCUGAUCCUUGGCCUACAUAGCGGCCUCCUGUGCCCCCAAAGCUGUGACUGCCCCCCAGGCAGUGGUGUGGUGUGGUGCAACAGGCGAGACCUGGUGAGGAUCCCUUUGGACAUUCCUCACGACACCCGGGUCCUUUAUCUAGACUCCAACUGGAUCACUCACGUGCCCAACGGUGCCUUCCACGGCUUGAGGCAGCUCCGGGAGCUUCACCUGGCCGACAAUCUCAUUGAGAGCAUUGCCCCCGGAGCCUUCCGUGGCCUGGGCGGGGGGCUGAGGCUGCUGGACCUUUCGGGAAACCAGCUGCAGAGGAUGGAGCUUGCGCCGUUCGUCAUGCUGACCUGGGUGCGACUGGAGCUCUACGACAACCCCUGGCACUGUGACUGCUCCCUGCAGGAGCUGCUGGAAGCCCUCCCACUGGACGCGGAGAGCGUGGAGGACAUCGUGUGCUCUUCCGCCACGUGGGAGGAGUAUGUGGGCAAGACUCUGGCCCAUCUGCUCCACUCGGGCAUCAACUUCUGCCUCAGCCAGCAGAGGAACACGGACUUGGCCAUGCUGCUCACCAUGUUCUGCUGGUUCGCCGUGGUCAUCACAUACGUCAUCUACUACGUCCGGCGCAACCAAGCAGAGUCCCGGCGCCACUUGGAGUAUCUCAAAUCCCUGCCAUUGCCCAGCAAGCAACCCAGCCCUGAGGAGGAGCUGGAAGAAGGUGACACGCUCAGCACCAUCCUCUGAUGGCUGGAUCUGCCCAAUGGUUUUGAGGUGGGGAAAUGCACAACGAGUGUUUAAACUGUGUGGGCAGCAAAUCUUCAGAGUAUUUCACCAUGACUUCU
Varanus komodoensis (Komodo dragon) is the source of this 969-nucleotide messenger RNA. RefSeq names its product leucine-rich repeat-containing protein 3-like. The record is from RefSeq and is a predicted model, not a curated record. The transcript is spliced from 2 exons. Lineage: Eukaryota; Metazoa; Chordata; Lepidosauria; Squamata; Varanidae. Gene Ontology annotation, molecular function: protein binding. Bases 113 to 871 code for a protein of 252 amino acids.